AUGAUUGAGCCAGCGCCAUUUAGUGAUGAGCCGGCUGCGAUAAAGGAGCGUGAGGCUACUGCAUACCCGCCACAAAUUUCUUAUGAAGAGGCGCUAAGCGGAAAAGUGAAUCGACCCGUUCGGGUCUACGCUGACGGCAUCUACGAUCUGUUCCAUCAUGGCCACGCGCGUCAGCUGCAGCAGGCAAAAACUGCAUUUUCCAGUGUUUACCUCAUCGUUGGAGGUAAUCGUGUUGCGUAA
Messenger RNA from Soboliphyme baturini, 240 nucleotides. The record is from the annotation of a GenBank genome assembly. Lineage: Eukaryota; Metazoa; Nematoda; Enoplea; Dioctophymatida; Soboliphymatidae.